GUUAUGGUAUCGUGUGUUCGUUUUCCCUAUCAGUGUUGUUGUUCUGUGAGUGUCUGUCUUUGAAACCCCCAUGGCUCUUUCAUAUUACAUACAAAAAGACUACAGAUAAAAUGCUCCUGAGCAUCACACCUCAAUAUCCCCCAAUCGUCCUGUACACACGCACACGCACACGCACACACACAGAGGAGAGCUAUAAAUAACUGUCUGUCGUAGUGCUGGAAAUGUGUAUGGAGCGUGAGAUACGUGAAGUGAUUGACUCCAUUGAUAAACCGUGUUAAAGGGGGUGGGUCGAGCACGGCUGGCGUCAUUCUGAGUGGAUGUGAAGAUGGCUCCUCAAUGCGCCGCGGCAGGACCGCCACACAGAUGCGUCAACCGCCUGCUAUCUGGAGGCCCGAGCACUUUGCUGUGAGAGGGAAGGAAGGAAGGAGGGGGAGAAGUAAAUACAAGCUUUAAGAAAGGGUGGAGAGCACCAGACAUCCGAGAUUGUGGACAAUCACGUUGACGCUGUUUGCAGUCGUAACUUUGUCUGACACAGAGACCGACACAAGACCACCGAGAGCCAUGGGUUCGUGCACAGAUGAAGAAUUCAAAGAUAAAUUACUAUGGAAUGUGAAAAGAGAGGUGAAACAGAUCAUGGAGGAGGCGGUGACUAAGAAGUUUGUCCAUGAAGACAGCAGCCACAUCAUCGGCCUGUGCCGCACCAUCGAGGCGUGUCUGAGCCACCUGUUGAAACGGCGAGCGGCGGGCUUCCUGCGUAGCGACAAGAUCGGCGCCCUUUUCACCAAGAUCGGCAAGGUCAACGCCACGGCCGGAGAGGUGUGCCGGAAGGUCCAGGAGCAGCUCACACAGCAGGCAGAGGUCAUCAGAACCCAGAGGACCCAGCGUAUGGGUCAGGAGCCCCUGAAGAGGCAGGGGUCGUCGUCUGCAGGUCGCGCCCCCCAGCCCCUCUCCGCUCAGGCCAUCAAGCACAUCUGGGUUCGCACCGCCCUCUUCGAGAAGGUCCUGGACAAGGUCGUCCAGUACAUCGUGGAUAACUCCAGUAAGUACUAUGAGAGGGAGGCUCUGAUGCAUGACUCAGUGUUUGGACCCAUCCUGGCAUGUCUACUGGUGGGUCCCUGUGCUCUGGAGUACACUAAGCUGAAGACGUCCGACCACUUCUGGACGGACCCGACGGCCAACGAGUUGGUCGAGCGCCACCGGAUCCACGGGGCCCACCGGGGCCAGGACGCUUCCCCCAGCAGGAGGCCCGCUCUGGGGAUCCAGAAGAGACAGUCCAGUGUCAGCAUGUCCGAGGAUAAGUUUGCGGCGUCUGCGCGGGAAUACGUGGAGUCUCUUCACCAGAACUCCCGUACUCACCUGCUCUACGGCAAAAACAACGUCCUGGUCCAACCGAAGAAAGAGAUAGAGGUGUUGCGGGGGUACCUGUCUCUUCACCAGGCAGGGGACAACCUCACCUUGAAGUGGACCCCUAACCAGCUCAUCAACGGCACCCUGGGGGACUGUGACCUGGACAAGAGUAUCUAUUGGGACUAUGCGUUGACCGUGCCUUUACGACAGGUCGUGUGCAUUCACUGUCACCAGCGACCGGACUGUGGUGGGACUUUGGUUCUGGUUAGUCAGGACGGUAUCCAGCACCCCCCACUCCACUUCCCCCCCGGCGGCCACCUCCUGGCCUUCCUGUCCUGCCUGGAGACGGGCCUGCUGCCCCGCGGUCAGCUGGAGCCACCACUCUGGAGCCAGAGAGGCAAGGGUAAGGGGUUUCCUAAGGUAAGGAAGAGGACCAGCACAGUCAGGCUGGUAGAUCAGGAGGGAGAGGAGCAGACAGCAGCUGACUAUGUGUAUGUAUCGUAUCCUGGACACCACCACGACUCCACAGUGACUAUAAACUACCACCACACCACGGGCAGCCGUGCUCCCUCGCUGGAUGAUGAUGAAGAGGAAGAGGACAGACUCCAGGCUAUGAUCUCAAUGAUCUGUUGGCGGAACCUCACAGAUCCUAAUGUCAUGAAAGACCAUGGGGAGAUGAUGGACAUCCAGGGAGCCUAUACGGGAAGCAGCCCAUCGUCAUGGCAGCAGGCAGCAGAGUGCACCAGUCACAUGUCGUCAUGUCUGUGUUGCUCCACAGACCGGUGGGGCAGUAAUGUCUCCUUGGAAUACCCAGCAGGCUGCACCUGCAUCCAUGACCGUAUCCCUCUGAAGAUGCUGUGCCAGAAUAUGAAAAGGCAGAUUGUGUCCAGGUCCUUCUACGGAUGGCUGGCCUACUGUCGACAUCUGUCCACGGUCCGUACCCACCUGUCAGCACUGGUCAGCCACAACAUUGUCCUUCCUGACAAACCUUGCGAGGCAUCGGGGGGACUGAGCAGAGACGUGUGGAAAAAGUACCAGAAAGACUGCAAGAACUAUAAGGAGUUGGAGUUGUUGUGGCUGGUGUAUUACGGAGGUGUACAGCAUGACAUCAGGAAGGAAGUCUGGCCCUUCCUGCUGGGUCAUUACAAGUUUGGCAUGGGCCAGAAGGACAUGAACCAGAUCGAUGAGAAGAACGGUGCACGGUACCAGCAGGUGAUGAAGGAGUGGAAGGACUGCGAGGUGAUCGUCAAGCAGAGAGAGAAAGAGAUGCAGUCGGCCAUCUUUGCUAAUCUGUCUUCAGGAAGCAGCAUAGAGAGCCACGUCCUCAGACACAGAGACUCCACUCUCUGCAAUGAGGUGUUCAUGUCAGUGGAUGAGCCCGACGCAGGGGCGGGGGGGCAGGAAACCCCAGGAGGGGGAAGGAGAGACACCCCCGGCCACUCUACAGUGUUUCUCCCCGCAGCCAGUGAGGCACUAGCUCCUGAUGAGCGCCCCCUAGUGGAGUUUGACUCCGGGCACUCUCAGAUUCUCUCCUCUAUCGACGAUGGACAGAGCACGGAGGAGAAGGGGGGAGCCGGGCAGGAGGGAGGAGCCGGGCAGGAGAGGGGAGCAGGGGAGGAGACUCGGCCACACUCGUACAGUGUGACGGAGGAGAAGGGGCGACAGGAUUGGUUGAGUGAGGAUAUGCUGUGCAGUCAGCUGGAUAAGUUGAUGACCAAUGAGAAUGGAGGAGCAGAGGGGAUGCCUUCACUCUCCUCCUAUACGAUUGAGCUGUUGGACACAGUGGCUCUGAACCUCCACAGGAUAGAUAAAGAUGUUCAACGCUGUGACCGUAACUACGGCUACUUUACGACCGCUAACCUGGAGAAACUACGCAACAUCAUGUGCAGCUAUGUGUGGGAGAAUCUGGAGAUGGGUUAUGUCCAGGGGAUGUGUGACCUGCUGGCUCCUCUCAUGGUCAUCCUGGACGAUGAGUGCCUGGCGUACAGCUGUUUCACCCAGCUGAUGAAGAGGAUGAGCCAGAACUUCCCCAACGGCGGAGCCAUGGACACACACUUCACCAACAUGAGGUCCCUCAUACAGAUCCUGGACUCUGAGCUGUUUGAGCUGAUGCAUCAGAAUGGAGACUCCGCCCACUUCUAUUUCUGCUACCGCUGGUUCCUGUUGGACUUCAAAAGAGAGCUGCUGUACCAGGAUGUAUUCUCAGUAUGGGAGGUGAUCUGGGUGGCCCCUCACAUCUCCUCUCAGCACUUCAUCCUGUUCCUGGCCCUGGCUCUGGUAGAGGUCUACAGAGAGAUCAUCAGAGACAAUACCAUGGACUUCACUGACAUCAUCACCUUCUUCAACGAGAUGGCAGAACGUCAUGACGUGCAACACAUCCUUCAGAUCGCCAGAGAGCUGGUGCGCAAGGUCCAGUCUCUCAUCGAGAACAAGUGAUGAAGAGGAGGAUGAACAGGGCAGGAGGAAGAGGAGGGUGAACAAGGCCAGAAGAGGAGAGGUAGAGAGGAGCCAGAUACCAUCACUCCACCCCUUCCACCUGCCCAUCCAUCCUCUGCAUCCAGCACAGCUCCCUCCCUCUCUUACCCCUCUUUAUACCUCACAAACCUGUGGAAGAGACGGAGACGUGGGCCCUCUAUCCCUCCAGCCAGACCAGUGAAGGGUGAAGGCUCCAGGUUGACCAUCCUGGCCUGGAUGAAGGCUCCAGGUUGACCAUCCUGGCCUGGAUGAAGGCUCCAGGUUGACCAUCCUGGCCUGGAUGAAGGCUCCAGGUUGACCAUCCUGGCCUGGAUGAAGGCUCCAGGUUGACCAUCCUGGCCUGGAUGAAGGCUCCAGGUUGACCAUCCUGGCCUGGAUGAAGGCUCCAGGUUGACCAUCCUGGCCUGGAUGAAGGCUCCAGGUUGACCAUCCUGGCCUGGAUGAAGGCUCCAGGUUGACCAUCCUGGCCUGGAUGAAGGCUCCAGGUUGACCAUCCUGGCCUGGAUGAAGGCUCCAGGUUGACCAUCCUGGCCUGGAUGAAGGCUCCAGGUUGACCAUCCUGGCCUGGAUGAAGGCUCCAGGUUGACCAUCCUGGCCUGGAUGAAGGCUCCAGGUUGACCAUCCUGGCCUGGAUGAAGGCUCCAGGUUGACCAUCCUGGCCUGGAUGAAGGCUCCAGGUUGACCAUCCUGGCCUGGAUGAAGGCUCCAGGUUGACCAUCCUGGCCUGGAUGAAGGCUCCAGGUUGACCAUCCUGGCCUGGAUGAAGGCUCCAGGUUGACCAUCCUGGCCUGGAUGAAGGCUCCAGGUUGACCAUCCUGGCCUGGAUGAAGGCUCCAGGUUGACCAUCCUGGCCUGGAUGAAGGCUCCAGGUUGACCAUCCUGGCCUGGAUGAAGGCUCCAGGUUGACCAUCCUGGCCUGGAUGAAGGCUCCAGGUUGACCAUCCUGGCCUGGAUGAAGGCUCCAGGUUGACCAUCCUGGCCUGGAUGAAGGCUCCAGGUUGACCAUCCUGGCCUGGAUGAAGGCUCCAGGUUGACCAUCCUGGCCUGGAUGAAGGCUCCAGGUUGACCAUCCUGGCCUGGAUGAAGGCUCCAGGUUGACCAUCCUGGCCUGGAUGAAGGCUCCAGGUUGACCAUCCUGGCCUGGAUGAAGGCUCCAGGUUGACCAUCCUGGCCUGGAUGAAGGCUCCAGGUUGACCAUCCUGGCCUGGAGAAAGGAGAGAACAGGGGGAAAGGAGAUGGAUGUUGGCUGGGUCCUGGUCUAGGUCUGGUUCUGGUCCUGGACUGGGUCUGGUCUAGGUCUGGUCCUGGACUGGGUCUGAUCCUGGUUCCAGUGCUAAGUCUGGGUCUAGGUCUGGGUCUGGUCCUGGACUGGGUCUGAUCCUGGUUCCAGUGCUAAGUCUGGGUCUAGGUCUGGUCCUGGACUGGGUCUGGGUCUGGUCUAGGUCUGGUCCUGGACUGGGUCUGAUCCUGGUUCCAGUGCUAAGUCUGGGUCUAGGUCUGGACCUGGUCCUGGACUGGGUCUGGUCUGGGUCUGGUCUAGGUCUGGUCCUGGACUGGGUCUGAUCCUGGUUCCAGUGCUAAGUCUGGGUCUAGGUCUGGACCUGGUCCUGGACUGGGUCUGGUCUGGGUCUGGUCCUGGACUGGGUCUGAUCCUGGUUCCAGUGCUAAGUCUGGGUCUAGGUCUGGACCUGGUCCUGGACUGGGUCUGGUCUGGGUCUGGUCCUGGACUGGGUCUGAUCCUGGUUCCAGUGCUAAGUCUGGGUCUAGGUCUGGACCUGGUCUGGUCUGGGUCUGGUCCUGGUUCCAGUGCUAAGUCUGGGUCGAGGUCUGGACCUGGUAUAUAGAUGAUGUUUACAAGCACCCGGUCACAGAAAGCCAUGGUUAGUUGGUUGCUGUCAGACGUUUGGAGUUGUGUUUAUGCUCCUUAGUUGGAUCACACUGUGACUGCCCGCAUGUUAUUAUUCUCUACUAUUCACCAGGGGUGGCAGGAAGCUUAGUGGUGAGAGGCAGGUAGCCUAGUGGUUAGAGGCAGGUAGCCUAGUGGUUAGAGGGGCGGCAGGUAGCCUAGUGGUUAGAGGGGCGGCAGGUAGCCUAGUGGUUAGAUGGGCGGCAGGUAGCCUAGUGGUUAGAGGGGUGGCAGGUAGCUUAGUGGUUAGAGGCAGGUAGCCUAGGGGUUAGAGGCAAGGAGCCUAGGGGUUAGAGGCAGGUAGCUUAGUGGUUAGAGGCAGGUAGCCUAGGGGUUAGAGGCAGGUAGCCUAGGGGUUAGAGGCAGGUAGCUUAGUGGUUAGAGGCAGGUAGCCUAGGGGUUAGAGGCAAGUAGCUUAGUGGUUAGAGGCAGGUAGCUUAGUGGUUAGAGGCAGGUAGCCUAGUGGUUAGAGGCAGGUAGCCUAGUGGUUAGAGGGGCGGCAGGUAGCCUAGUGGUUAGAGGCAGGUAGCCUAGUGGUUAGAGGGGCGGCAGGUAGCUUAGUGGUUAGAGGCAGGUAGCCUAGGGGUUAGAGGCAGGUAGCCUAGUGGUUAGAGGCAGGUAGCCUAGUGGUUAGAGGCAGGUAGCCUAGUGGUUUGAGCAUUAGGCCACUAACUGAAAGGCUGCUUGAUCGAAUCCCCGACCUGCCAAGGUAAAAACCUGUUGUUCUGCCCCUGAACAAGGCAGUUUAACCCACUGUUCCCAGCUGUCAUUGUAAAUAAUUUGUUCUUAACUGACUUGCCAAGUUAAAUAAAGGUUAAACUUCUUGAUGCA
Messenger RNA from Oncorhynchus keta (chum salmon), 6559 nucleotides. Its product is annotated as small G protein signaling modulator 2-like. Gene Ontology annotation, molecular function: GTPase activator activity. NCBI's taxonomy places the organism in Eukaryota, Metazoa, Chordata, Actinopteri, Salmoniformes, Salmonidae. The record is from RefSeq and is a predicted model, not a curated record.